Molecule: messenger RNA, 1290 nt
Organism: Gopherus evgoodei (Goodes thornscrub tortoise)
Lineage: Eukaryota; Metazoa; Chordata; Testudines; Testudinidae
Product: olfactory receptor 51G2-like
Exons: 1
Coding region: 1-1290 (429 amino acids)
Biological process (GO): G protein-coupled receptor signaling pathway
Cellular component (GO): membrane
Molecular function (GO): olfactory receptor activity; G protein-coupled receptor activity
Source: RefSeq, a predicted model, not a curated record
AUGUCAGCUGAGAAUGACACCAACUUCAACUCUGCAGUGUUCCUUCUCAGCGGGAUACCUGGACAGGAGGAUGUCUAUCUCUGGAUCUCUAUCCCCUUCUGUUUAAUGUAUGUUAUUUCAAUAGUAGGAAAUUCAAUCAUUCUGUUCAUUAUAAAAAUAGAUGCAAGCCUCCAUGAGCCCAUGUACAUUUUCCUUUCCAUGUUGGCUGUUACAGACCUUGGCUUAUCAAUAGUCACCAUACCGACGAUACUGGGCAUAUAUUUGUUCAACUCUAGGGAGAUCAGCCUCCAUGCCUGUUUUACCCAGCUGUUCUUCAUCCACUUGCUUGCAAAAUUUGAAUCCUCUGUGUUGUUGCUGAUGGCCUUUGACCGCUUCAUCGCAAUCUGUAACCCACUGAGAUAUGCUACCAUCUUAACUCCACAGAUAAUAGCCAAGAUGGGACUGGCAUUUAUGCUAAGAGGGGUGGUCGUUAUAUUCCCACUCCCUUUUCUCCUGAAACGGUUCCGAUACUGUCGAGACAAUGUCCUCUCCCAUUCCUACUGUGUGCACCAGGAGGUCAUGAAGAUGGCCUGUUCGGACAUCACAGUCAACAGUAUGUAUGGAUUGUGUACUACACUCUUAACAGUGGGGUUGGACUCGCUGCUCAUCUUCCUCUCAUAUGUGAUGAUCCUCAAAACAGUGCUGAACAUCGUGUCCAAAGUGGAGUGCCUCAGGACCCUGAACACCUGCAUCUCCCACCUCUGUUCCGUCCUGCUCUUCUACAUGCCAGAAAUUGGCCUGGCUGUGACACACAGAUUCGGGAACAGCUCUUCUCAUUUGCUUCAAAUGGUCCUGGGCUACUUCUACCUGCUUGUCCCACCCCUGAUCAAUCCAAUUGUGUACAGCGUGAAAAGCAAACACCUUCGUGAGAGGAUAAUCAGGGCAUUUGUGAAGUGGAGGGUCAGUUCAUCACUCGUCUCCAGGGCUGGACACACAGGAAACAAAAAACACAGCCACCUAUUCCAUGCUGGAUCCUCUUCCCCUGAGGUUCCUCCCUCUGUCAUAUCUCCAGGCCAGAAGCCAGAGUCAGGCUGCAGUACGAGCUGCCCAGAGAGCCAGAGCCACUGUGAGGCGCCCCAGACCCUCUACAUUUUACGCCCCCACCCAGGAUGUACAACUCAGGGAAAGUGGAGAGUCCAGGGUUCCCCACAGCAACCUGUGCUGCUGAGGCAGCUCUUACUAUGGCCCGAGUCUGGCUUGGCUGGGAGGUGGAGCAUCAGAGGAAGUGGAGGAGCAGGGGGCAGGGCUUAG